GGGGUAGAGACAGAGCUGGAGGUAAACAGAGAGAGAGAUCUCAGAGAGAUCUAGAUAAAAGGCCUCCAGGUGAAGAGAGAGAAUCACAGCAACUGAGCAAGUGAUUCAAAUCCAGUAGACAUUAAAGAUUUAAAGGCUCCGGUGCACUGCAUCCUGCAUGGCACGCUCAGGUGAAGACACGCUCACAGCAAUGAAUAUAGAGAGGAUUAUCGAGUGUAUCAGAGAGGAUGAUCAGAAAGGGCUGAAGGCAGAACUACAGCAAUUUAUUCGAGAGUAUGCACAGUGUUUCUUCUGAUUUGGAGGAGAGGGAGAGAAGAAGAAGGCUGGAGCUGGAAGAGUUCCGAAAGAAUAAAGUGCGGGAUUAUAUGUCAGACUCUGAUUCAGACUAUGAUGAAUCCAGUAACCCAGAUGUCAUUUUGAGACAGGCUCUGGCUACAGUUUUAAUCAGGUUCCUCCAGACUGAACCGCAAGGGCGUGUGCUGAAAGUAUGCCUGAGAUCCAUACGGAUUCUCUCGAGGGACAAAAAGGUUUUGGGCCCUCUGAUCACUGACAGAGCUCUUCUCACACUAGCACACCUGGGCGGCAUCAGCAAUGCACCUGUUCCCAAAGAAGAUACCGACGGCGACUCUGACCCCUAUAAUGACAUCAUCGAGGCUAUUUCUGAGAGCAAAUUGGGUCGAGCGGAUGAGGAUGAUCACGGCAGUGAGGAAGACGAUGGUUCUGGGGCCGUAAGCAGUGAUGUGAACGACCCUGUGGUCUGGGGCCAGAGUGAUUGGUGUGGCGAGCGUAAGGCCAGCACGUUUUCAAACAUGAGCCUCAGACCUUCUCGCAGGAGGAGCAGUGUCUUCAAAGCUCUCACUCCUGGUAAAAGAGACAGCAGAGGAAGCCUGGGAGGAGAAGAGGAGGAGGAGGAAAAAGAAGAAAAAGUUGAUGAUGAAGUCAACAGGAAGGAAGUCAUGAAAAUCUUCUGUAACAUUGUUUACAAUAGUACUUGGGCACAAGAGAGAGCCAGCGAACUCAGUCUCCUCUGUGGUCUGACAGAAAAGCUAAAUAAGGAGUUUCAGUCCGCAUCUUCCCCCUGUGGUCACUUUUACACACUCCGGUUCAUGUUUUUACUGACGGCGUUGAGAUCUGAACUCAGAGCACAGCUGAAACAAGAGGGAGGAGUGCCACUGUUGACCACAGUGCUGGAGAAGAGUUUAUCAGUCCAGUGGAAGGAACAGUAUGAGGUCAUGCUGGAUCCUACAGCGCCUCCUAUAAGUGUGGAGGACUCACAGCAGGCUCAGGAGGCCCUGAAGAUUCUAUUUAAUAUCACACACAGCACACACACUCAAGAACCAGAAGAGGAAGAUGCAUCUCUCUAUCGCCACCUGGCUGCAGUUUUGUGUCACUGUCUGAUGGUGUCCUGGGAGGAGGAGGAAGCUUCAGAUGAAUUAAAGGGGCAUGCAGCGAAUAUGCUGUCUGCUCUCCCGUUGAGCUGUUUAGACGUUCUGGUAUCUGUGCCUCUGGAUCCAGACUCACACCAGAUGAAUGGAGCCAACAUGGACUGUGUGCACAACCUACUCAUGUACAUGGAGAGAAAACUGGGGCAGGUAAAGAGAAAGGGGAAGAAAUAAAUGCGG
Molecule: messenger RNA, 1622 nt
Organism: Sinocyclocheilus anshuiensis
Lineage: Eukaryota; Metazoa; Chordata; Actinopteri; Cypriniformes; Cyprinidae
Product: synembryn-A-like
Exons: 10
Coding region: 276-1616 (446 amino acids)
Biological process (GO): G protein-coupled receptor signaling pathway
Cellular component (GO): cytoplasm; plasma membrane
Molecular function (GO): G-protein alpha-subunit binding; guanyl-nucleotide exchange factor activity
Source: RefSeq, a predicted model, not a curated record